AAGCCAAAAUGUCAAAGUGAAGACUUGCAGCUGCAGGGGUUUACUGGAAGCAAAGGGGAUGGACAAAUUACAAAUUCUGAAAAGAGAGUUGAGAGGGAACGACAAUUCAUUCAGGUUGUAAGAGUCACUUUUCAAGAGCACUGGAUUGUUCCUCUGUCUUGCUGAUCUUGAUGUUUACUCAUAUUGCGGAUAGACACAGAGAAUAAAAUUAGACGUGAUAGUGUGCUUACAUGCUUUUUGGAGGAGUCUAAAAAAUUGAUCUAUCAAGUUCUGACAGGCCUUCUUCUAUAUGGAUCGUACUUCCAUUCCCCUCGUCCUACUGUGCAGCCUGGCUUUAUUUACCCCUAUUACGGGAUGCUUCUGUGACCACUACCCAUGGAGUUCAUGGUCCUAUUGCACCAAAACCUGUGACUCUGGAACCCAAGCACGUACAAGGGCUGUGCGCCAUGAUGAGCACUGGACAAAAAACAAUUGCUUCCAGCUGUGUCAAACACAGGAGACUAGGGUGUGUAAUGCUGAGGCCUGUACUAUAAACUGCCAGCUGACUGAAUUUGGACCCUGGUCAGAGUGCUCGCCGUGUGCCAAAAAAUCUUUCAGAAUCAGGUCUGUUUUGAAGCCGGCUCAGUUCGGGGGGGAAGAGUGUAGUCAAUCGCUUACAGAGGAAAGACCCUGUCAUCCCUCCAAGGAAUGUAGGAUUGAGCCUGUCAACUGUAAAGAGAAGUUCACCUGUGACAGUGGAAGAUGUAUAAAUGCAACUCUGCAGUGCAACGAUCAGGACGACUGUGGGGACAACUCUGACGAGAGAGACUGUGGGCAAACCAAAAAAGUGUGUGCAAGUGAACGGAGAUUUGCUUUCAUUCCUGGAGCAGAUCUGAUUGGUUAUGGAUUUGAUGCUGCUGCAGAGCAGAUGAGAGGCACUGUUCUGGACAGCUCAUUCAUGGGGGGUGAAUGCACUCUACAAAGACAUAAGAGGAACUACUACAGAAUCCCUGCCAACAUUGAAAGAUAUGAAAUCAAGGUAGAAAAUCUUGAAGAUUUUCAAGUGAAAGAAGUCAAACCCCAAAAAGUCAACUUGGCCAAAGAAUCAAAUCAAUUUUUUAAAGAGGCCAUGAAAAUAUCUCAACAAAAGGACUCUGAGUUUUUCAGGGUGCAUCAGGUUGUUGCCACAUCAACAUUCAGAAUGAAAUCCUCUGACCUCUACUUAUCAGACCCUUUCCUUCAGUUUCUAAACAGUCUACCACUGGAAUAUAACUAUGCCCUUUACAGACAGAUCUUCCAGUUGUUUGGGACACAUUAUUUCAGCUCUGGGACAUUAGGGGGAAAGUAUGACCUCCUUUUCCAAUAUGAUCGAGAAGAACUGAAAACCUACGGUUUGACAGAAGCAGAAAUGAACAGUUGUUUUAGUCAGGAUUCUACCAUCAUCGCUUUAUUCUAUAAUAGAAUAUCACAUAGUUCCACCUGUGGGAAAAAUACAUUAAAAACUGAAUAUGAAGGGUCAAUUGUAAAAGCUUCAGAGAAGUGUAUUACAUCUGUGCAAGGAGGUAGAGCUGAAUUUACAGCAGCCCUGGCCUGGGAGAAGAGGGGUGUAUCGCCAGACAGCACUACAUACCAGAAUUGGAUCAAAUCUACAAUUGACAAUCCAACUGUUAUAGAUUUUGAGCUUUUGCCUUUAGUAAAUUUGGUGCGGGGCUUCCCUUGUGCUGUGACAAAGAGACGGCAUCUUCAUAAGGCGCUGAUGGAGUACCAGACUGAAUUUGACUCUUGCAAAUGUGCCCCCUGCCCAAACAAUGCCCGGCCAGCUCUUUCUGGAACAGAGUGCAUUUGUAUUUGCCAGACCGGGACCUAUGGACCAAACUGCGAGAAACGAGCACCAGACUAUACUGCAGAUGAAGUUGAUGGGCGCUGGAGCUGCUGGAGCUCUUGGAGUACUUGUGACGCCACCUUGAAGAGGCAUCGCUCUCGUACCUGUAACAACCCUGCACCCCAGCGGGGCGGCAUACCCUGCCAGGGCCCUAGGAAGCAGGAGGAGGAGUGUACCAUCUCUAUUUUCCAGGAGCAAAAUGUGUGCAUUAAUGAUGAUGACUUUGUGACUGAAGGGUCCCGUGAGAGCCAGCUGCCCCCUGGAGCUUCUGGCUGUCCAAAACCCCGUCCCCCUGCCAACAGCCACCUGAGAAUCAACAAACGGCAAUACGAUUAUGGAGAUCAUGAGGAGUUUGUUUGCUUUACUGGUUUUGAGCUGGACGGAUACCAGCUUAUUCAUUGUUUGCCGGAUGGUACUUGGGAGAAGCCCAAAGGACAGUGCAUUAAAAAUGUUUGCUCCAAACCCACAGUGCCUGACGGCAUGAAGAUAUACCCAAACAAAAUGGAGUAUAAAGUAGGAAGUGACAUCAUGCUGGCCUGUUUAGAAAGUGACAUGAGUCCCUCAGGGCGUCAGUCUUACUCAUGUGGGAAGAGUCUUGUCUGGGAGCCAAGCAUUCCACAGGACAUACACUGCAAGAUUGAUAAACCCUUCAUACCAGACAGCAGCUGUAAACUUGGAGAGAUGCAUGAUGGGACUAAAUGCAUCUGCAUGUCCAAAGAGAGAUGCAGAAAUUAUAGAACAGACUUGUGCAUUUUUGACGCAGACAAAGAGACUGCCAUUAUGAUGUCCCUCUGUGCUUUUCAUGCUGACCGUUGUCAUGGAGACCGAUUAUACUUUAUGAAUAAUGGGCCAUGCAAAACUGACGCAGGCAGUCUGGACUGGGCCAAAUUCAGGGCCAGUGUAUCUGAGCAGAGCACAGUGCAGGAGCCCUGCGGUUCAGACACCUGUUACGAGUGGGAGACCUGCUCAGAGUCAAAUACAUGUGAGUGCAAAAUCCCCAGAGAUUGUUCAAAGGAUGGGAAGCAAAUGUACUGCCUGAAAAUUGUGAGAACGCAAAGCACACGGAGCAUGAAUCUCUGCUUCAUGGCUGCCAUGAAGUGCAGCAGGAUAGAGUUUGAGCUUCUGCAUGAAGGUCCUUGUGCAAGUUCUUAAUUGUGCACCAAUCUUGCUGUAGAAAUUUUCACAGCUGAAAUGCUCACAGGUUUGCACCCAUUAUUGAUUUGUACAGAAAACGCAUUGAUGUUUUAUAGUCACUCACAGCAUGCUAUGCAGUAAUAUUUUGUGCAUUAGAGCAAUCUGGAUAUUGAUGUGGAACAGCACAAUAAAAUGUUAUCACACGUUCA
Messenger RNA from Ctenopharyngodon idella (grass carp), 3204 nucleotides. RefSeq names its product complement component 6 (gene c6.2). Bases 290 to 3013 code for a protein of 907 amino acids. Gene Ontology annotation, biological process: immune response. Gene Ontology annotation, molecular function: protein binding. Gene Ontology annotation, cellular component: membrane attack complex. The transcript is spliced from 18 exons. Lineage: Eukaryota; Metazoa; Chordata; Actinopteri; Cypriniformes; Xenocyprididae. The record is from RefSeq and is a predicted model, not a curated record.